UUAAUAAUCUGUUCUCUUGGUAAAGGACGUCAGUUCAUUAAGGAUCUAUAUUUCAUCUUGCAUUUAGCAAUAUUGUCUUAGAGGCGUUUGUCGUUUAUUUUCAUAUCAACCUAAAUCUCUGCAGUGAUGAAGUAUCUGAGUGUGUUGCUGGUGGCAGCUUGCGUGGUGAGCUCGCUGUCGAUGUCGUUCACUGACUUCGACGAGGAUUGGAACCAGUGGAAGAACGAACACGGCAAGCGAUAUCUAAGCGAUGAGGAGGAAGCGUCGAGGAGACUGAUCUGGCAGAAGAACCUCGACAUCGUCAUUAAACACAACCUCAAAUACGACUUGGGCCACUUCACCUACGAUCUCGGAAUGAACCAAUUUGCUGACUUGCAAAAUGAAGAGUUCGUCGCCAUGAUGACUGGUUUCCGAGUGAAUGGCACAUCAAAGGCGGCUAAAGGAUCCACCUUCCUCCCAUCAAACAACGUCGACAAACUCCCAAAGACCGUCGAUUGGCGCACCAAGGGUUACGUAACUCCUGUCAAGGACCAGGGACAAUGUGGUUCAUGCUGGGCGUUCAGUACUACAGGAUCUCUGGAAGGACAGCAAUUCAAGAAGACGGGUAAACUGGUGAGCCUGAGCGAACAGAACCUGGUCGACUGCUCCUACAGGAAUUACGGGUGUCACGGGGGUUUUAUGGACCGAGCCUUCCAGUACAUCAUUGAUGCAGGAGGUAUUGAUACAGAGGCAACAUACUCCUACAGGGCAGUGGAUGGCAAUUGCCACUUCAAGAAGGCUAACGUAGGCGCUACCGUCACAGGUUAUACUGACGUCACCUCUGGUUCUGAGAAGGCACUGCAGAAGGCUGUAGCCCACAUUGGUCCUAUCUCGGUCGCCAUUGACGCUAGCCAUAAGUUCUUCAAGUUUUACAAGUCUGGUGUGUACAACGAGCCUGGUUGCAGCACUACCCGGUUGGGCCAUGCUGUUCUCGUAGUCGGCUAUGGAACCACCCGUGAUGGAACCGAUUACUGGAUUGUCAAGAACAGCUGGGCAAAGACUUGGGGAAUGAAUGGAUACCUGUGGAUGUCUCGUAACAAGGACAACCAAUGUGGCAUCGCUUCUGAAGCUAGUUACCCUAUGGUGUAAUCGCCAUUCAAUAUUGCUUCCGCCAUGAAUCUGUUCGUGCAAGAACAUCAAGUCAUUUCUGAGGACAUCCAAUAAAACUAUGGUCCACUUCUCACUUUAUAUUAUGGGCUUAACAAUAGCAAAUGACAAUAACACUAUCAUUAUAACGACAAUAGCUGGCAGCUAUACUGAUGUGUAUUAUCCAUCCCAAGGAUUACUACAAAGUACUUAGCCAAAGUUCCCCAGGUACCGUGAGCACACCCUUAAGCUUUACUCAAUUUAGAUAGUAAAUUAUAGAAACAUAAUCAAUAACUUUAAUAGCAGAACUGAUGUGCGCAUAUCCAGCUCAAAUGACAGUACAAGGUAUGGCUUUAUCAAGGUUUCCUGAGGUAAUACAAUGUGUGAUAAAAUAAGUUUUACAUGACCCGUCGAUGUCUCGGUUUGAUAUCAAUGUCACACGAAUUCCUUUUAAAUGUCGUUGACUAUAAGAAUGCAAUGUUGUAAGAAUACGUACAUUUCCAAUAUUCAUUAAGUGGGAUUUUCUAUUCAUGUUGCAAUUCAAUUUGAUAUUUCUACGUCAUGUUUCGUAAUCUGUAUAUUAUAUUUGCUACUUGUUGCAUUUGUAUGAACAUGAUGAUAUUUUAAACAAUCAUUGAGUCGAUUAAAAGAUUAUUUCUCACCUCA
This is a messenger RNA of Strongylocentrotus purpuratus (purple sea urchin), 1791 nucleotides long. RefSeq names its product cathepsin L1. Gene Ontology annotation, cellular component: lysosome. Gene Ontology annotation, molecular function: cysteine-type endopeptidase activity. NCBI's taxonomy places the organism in Eukaryota, Metazoa, Echinodermata, Echinoidea, Camarodonta, Strongylocentrotidae. The record is from RefSeq and is a predicted model, not a curated record. The transcript has 6 exons. Bases 127 to 1128 code for a protein of 333 amino acids.